Molecule: messenger RNA, 591 nt
Organism: Aegilops tauschii subsp. strangulata
Lineage: Eukaryota; Viridiplantae; Streptophyta; Magnoliopsida; Poales; Poaceae
Source: RefSeq, a predicted model, not a curated record
AUGGCAUCAAGCAUCGUCUGCUCUGAGGCCCCAGUAGACGACAACAGAUGCCGAAGACCUUCUUCGGAGCUGAACAAAAGCAUUUUUCAUGCCUCUGAUGCGCUUAGUGUUAUCCCUGGGACUCGAGCUAGUGAGAACAAGUUGAGGAAAACGGUGAAGAAAUACGUCAACAAAGCACGCCGGCUUGUGGGCCUGCUUGGGUGCGCUACAAACUCCGAGGAUGUUUUUCCACCUGCACCGAUGUGUAGCCUCGCUUCAUCGAGCCAUGCACCCUCGUCGUCUAGGGCGGUUCAAGAUGACGAGGAGGAGAGCGAGGACGAUGAUGAUGAAGAGGAAGAUGAAGAAGAGGGCGCAGAAGAAGAACAUGGUGAGGAGGAAGAGGACGAUGAGGAGGAGGAGGAGUACGAUGAUGACGACGGACCUCCAACAACUCAGCCAACCCAGCGUGAGAAGAGGAAUGUGCCGAAGAAGGAUUGGAAGAGUCCAUCCCCGUUUCAGAAAGCACGUCCUACCGCUCGCAAGAAGACGGCGACCGAGAAGCGAUCCAAGGAUAACAAGGACCGAACGUCGAAGAGGGGAGGGAAGGACUGA